Vicia villosa (hairy vetch) is the source of this 882-nucleotide messenger RNA. RefSeq names its product transcription factor MYB1-like. Bases 4 to 801 code for a protein of 265 amino acids. Lineage: Eukaryota; Viridiplantae; Streptophyta; Magnoliopsida; Fabales; Fabaceae. The record is from RefSeq and is a predicted model, not a curated record. The transcript has 3 exons.
CAUAUGGAGAAAAGUAAGAGCAUAGGUGUGAGAAAAGGUGCAUGGACAUAUGAAGAAGACAAACUUCUCAAAAUUUGUAUUGACAAGUAUGGUGAAGGAAAAUGGCAGUUAGUUCCUCAAAGAGCUGGAUUGAAUAGGUGCAGGAAAAGUUGUAGAUUGAGAUGGCUAAAUUAUUUAAACCCAGCUGUCAACAGAGAGAGUUUUUCUGAGGAUGAAGUUGAUAUGAUCUUAAGGUUACACAAACUUCUAGGAAACAGAUGGUCAUUAAUUGCUGCAAGGCUUCCUGGCAGAACAGCUAAUGAUGUGAAAAAUUAUUGGCACACACACUUGCGCAAGAAGAUGAUUUCAAGAAAAUCAGAUGAAAAGAAAGAAAAAGAAAAACCUAAAGAAACCAUAAAAGCUCAUGAAGUUAUUAAACCUCAACCUCGAACUUUUUCAUCUCAUUCACCAUUGUUGAAGGGGAUACCUGAUUUUGUGAAACCAAUAGGAACAUUUUCAUCUAAAAACCCUAGUGUUGCUAAAGAUGGUAACAUUGAGAAUACAAUGCAACCAAUUAUUGGUGAUGGAGACUUUGCUGCACCCCCAUCUCUUGGAAACUCAACACUGUCAGCCAUGUGGUGGGAAAGUUUGUUGAACGAGAGCAAUGAAAAAAUCGGCUCUUGCUCUUUAUUACAAGAGGAGAGAAAUUCCAUUUUGGAGUUACCAAACAUUGAGAAUUUUUUUAUCGAAGGUUCAAGUACUUUUGGUGAUUGCUAUUGGGAUUCCAACCUUUGUGGAUUUGACUCUCAUUUGGAUAUUUAAACUAGGUUUUUAAUCUCAUUGUUCAACAAGCUUUAAUUUGUAUUGUUCUCACUGCAUUAUGUGUAGUAUCACGGUAGAGGA